Labrus bergylta (ballan wrasse) is the source of this 1721-nucleotide messenger RNA. The record is from RefSeq and is a predicted model, not a curated record. NCBI's taxonomy places the organism in Eukaryota, Metazoa, Chordata, Actinopteri, Labriformes, Labridae.
AACGUCUGAAAAACACCUCUGCAGGUAACAGCACUCAUACUGGAUGGGAGGAGGGACUGCAGCAGCUGGUGCUGAAGCAGGAGUUACGGCACCAGGUGCUGGACAUCUGCUCCAAAUACCCUGGGCUCCUGGGACAGGUUGUCUCCAAAACACACAUGUCUAUGAUCCAUGUGGAGGACAAGUCCAGGCUGCUGUACUGUGAGGUUCCCAAAGUCGGCUGCUCCAACUGGAAGCGGGUGCUGAUGGUUCUGGCAGGCCGAGCCACCUCUGUACUCAACAUCCCUCAUGUGACGGCACACUUCAAAAACAAACUGCGGAAACUGGAGGAAUACGGCCCAAAGGGCAUCAACCAGAGGCUGAACACCUACACCAAGGUGCUGUUUGUUAGGGAUCCUUUGAGCGUGGUGUCAGCAUAUCGAGACAAGUUUGAGAAUAAAAACGAUUACUACCAUUCUCUGUUUGGACGGCCCAUCAUCUCCAGGUACCGCGCCACCUCACAAGAAGCCCUGCGCACCGGUGAUGGUGUCACCUUCAGGGAGUUUGUGCACUACCUGCUGGACCCGCAACGUCCAGUGGGGAAUGACAUCCACUGGGCAAAGAUGAGCACUCUGUGUCCACCUUGUGUGAUCCAGUAUGACUUCAUCGGCAAGUUUGAGAACAUGAACAGUGAAGCCAACUUCCUGCUGCGGAGCAUCGGAGCACCACAGAACCUCAGCUACCCCGACUAUAAGGACAGAAACCCUGAGGACGAGAGGACGCACUCCUCCAUCAUGAAGAAAUAUUUCUCCCAGCUGAACGCCACUGAGAGGCAGGGAGUCUACGACUUCUACCGCAUCGACUACGAGAUGUUUGACUUCCCCAAACCCCUCCAAGACCUGCACUAAGAACAAUGCUCUGAAGCCAUGUUGAACCUGGACCUCUUAAACAGCUGGACUCCUGGGAGCUCUCUAUUUACCCAUAAUGCAGCUGGUGUGACAGGAACAUGGCAUCCUGUUUGGUUUUAUUCUGAACAUACCUGACACCCCCCUGUGGACGUAAAGAUGUACUACAGUGUGUAUUUUCUUUGUCUUUUAAAGCCAUGAGGAGUGGAGCUGUUGGGUCUCUGACUCAAGGGAUUUGUCAAAUGUUUCACAUUUUCUAGUUUGAGAGAAAAGAAGCACCUUCAGCUUUGUUCCCUGUAAUGACUUCUGUUACAGUUUACACGUCCACAUUAAGAUGCCAGAUGAGCAGGAAGUCAGAGACAAAGUUUCACUGAACGGCUUCAACAUCAUUUAAUAGAAGUCUUUUUCCUCCAGACUCUGAACCCGAGCUGAAGGUUCACUUUGAGACACUGCAGUUUGAGUGUGAAACAGAAGAGGACGUGUUUCUCCUUCCUGUUUCGUAAUUUUCUCUUCACAAAAACUGUGUGUUUACAACCGUCUGUUACGAAGAGGAAGAAUUAAAGUUAGUCUUUUUAUUGAUCAGUCCUGAUGACCUUUGGACGACCUUGACGCCUUAACACUGCCAUCUCACCUGCAGCUUGACACCUGGGUUUGUGAUUAACAUACUUUACAUAAUGCUCGUCUGUUUAUAUCCUCAGAGAUGAGUUGAUUCAAACUGUUGUUUUCAAACUGCAGAUAAACAAGAAUCACAGAAAAGAUUAUUGGUUUGGGUUGUGGAGGUUGAACAUUUGACACAUUUAAAGAUCUGAUGUUUGUUUCUUACAUUGUAAGUUCUGAUUG